Molecule: messenger RNA, 1088 nt
Organism: Vitrella brassicaformis
Lineage: Eukaryota; Vitrellaceae
Source: the annotation of a GenBank genome assembly
GCGGCCACUCCAAUCACUCGAGUCUUCUAGAGCCUAUCGCUCUCUGCAUAGACACGCAAUGCAGCCACGCAUCGUAUGCAGGUGUCACACACACGUGCUCACUGGUCACACAAAAACCUCAGUCAGCAACCAAACAUGAGCGAUAGAUGGGCAAGGGGGAGUGCUGGCUCUAGGCGCCUUCAUGCCCUUCUCCUCCAUUGGUGUCUACGUGUGAGCCGCGAGAUGAGCUGCCUCCCGCCCUCCCUCCCGCGGUCGCGCCUCGCUUCUAUCAACGCAUCUAUCAAAUCCCGCUGCCACCUGCACACACACACGAGAGUACACGACCACACGCAUAUAGACAGGAUGAUGACACACAAUCCAUCCAUCCAUGCCUCCAUCCAUCCAUCCAGGCAUUGUUGCUCACUUGCGCAGCCUGAGGAGGCCUAUUCCGCCUGUCCUGUCGCCGACGGCUUGCGACCUCGACAGGCUGUUGGAAGGAUAACACCUGAUCCACACACACACACACACACACACUAUAGUCCAUCCAACACGUGGGCGAUGACCGCCAGCCAGAGCAGUGCACUUGACGACUUGACUCACCAAUAGAAAUUGUUCUGCACGAAGAAACACAGGGCAAAAAGGAGUGAGCAAUCGCCACGCCUUAGUCAGUGUUUGGGUGUGGCUGACCGGCCCAGUGCCUGCAAAGCGAUUAUUGAGUUCCGUCACCACCAGUCCACACCUGCAGGCAUAACGGGAGCGUUGAAUGAAAUAUGGGGGACGACCAGAUGUCUGAUCUGUGAGGUCAAACCUGCGUAAGGUGGAGACGACGGCCACUUUGCCUGCAGAGUCCAGACGCACCACACAUUGCAGCUAUGUUGGUGGUGCCGAACGUCACCGGUGUGCUGCCAGCGCUUGCCUGGUGUCGGGACGGCUUUGGAAGCACCAGGAAACAGCAGCAAGAUCACCACGAGCCACACGAGAGCGGGGACUUGAUCUAGGCACUUUGAAGGCCACUGCCAGGGAUCUAGGGAUCUUGCUGACUCAUGGAUCGGGUCCCAGAAUUUACCCGUUCGGGGGCGUGGGGGGCCUGGAGUCUCGCCGAGUUUCAU